AUGAUAAUUAAGCUUUCUCAUGUUAAAGCUUUUAUGCUUCCUGUUGGUCUUGUAUCUGUUGUAAUAUCUUCUCUGGCAUAUGAUAACUGGAAGAAGAAGCAGCCUCCAAAACCAAUACCAAUUCAAAGUUUGGACCGUUUUGAAAAAAUGAUGGAAUCUAUGAAUGGAUCUAUGAUGCGACCUAAAACCAACAACUAA
Brugia malayi is the source of this 198-nucleotide messenger RNA. RefSeq names its product CHCH domain containing protein. Lineage: Eukaryota; Metazoa; Nematoda; Chromadorea; Rhabditida; Onchocercidae. The record is from RefSeq and is a predicted model, not a curated record. The transcript has 2 exons. The coding region runs from base 1 to 198 and encodes 65 amino acids.